AUGGACAACGCAGAUCCUUUUCUUCAAGUGCAAGCCGACGUGGUUUCAACCCUACAAACCAGUCGUCCACUCUUCUCCUCAUACCUCCGCAUUCGGUCCCUCGCCAAAAGCCCGUCAAACCCCGAACUGAAGCAAGCGCGCGCUGAGCUAGAAAGCACCUUAACAGAACUCACCGCUGAUCUCAACGACCUGGUCGAGAGCGUGCGCGCAAUCGAACAAGACCCCUAUCGCUAUGGCCUAGAACUGGAAGAGGUGCAGCGGCGCCGCAAACUGGUUGACGAAGUGGGCGAUGAGGUCGAGAAAAUGCACCAGGAGCUCCAACAGGCCGUCUCCAAUGCCGCCCCCGAGACGCUCCCCAACCCGACCGAGUUUGAUGCCGCUUUGGAGGAGGAGGAGCGCGGGCGUGGUCGGGGCGGCGAUGACUACUACGCCUCCAUGGAACAGCAGCGACAGUCCGAACUCAUGCAUGAACAGGAUGAGCAGCUCGAUGGGGUGUUCCGCACCGUUGGCAACUUGCGACAGCAGGCCGAUGACAUGGGGAGGGAACUGGAAGACCAGGCUGUCAUGAUCGACGAGGUGGACACAUUGGCAGACCGAGUCGGGGGCAAAUUGGCGAAUGGCAUGUCGCGGAUCAAGCACAUCGUGCGCAAGAACGAGGGUAAGAAACUUCCUUUACUCCCGAGUCUCUCUACCGGAAUGUGCUGUGGGAAUCAUAAGUUCAAACUAACUUUUCUGCCAACAUAG
Messenger RNA from Penicillium olsonii, 744 nucleotides. Lineage: Eukaryota; Fungi; Ascomycota; Eurotiomycetes; Eurotiales; Aspergillaceae. The record is from the annotation of a GenBank genome assembly.